UUGGCUCACAUGGAUUCAUCGAUUGGAUCUUUCACUUAAAGUACAUUUCUUUGAUAAAUGGAUCUAUGUGAACUCAGAAGCUGAUACAAGUCAUAAAGUUUAUUUUCGCAUAAUAGUGAGGUGAUGGAUUCAAUUUUAGGGAUGCGUGGAAAUUUUGCAAUAAGUCUGGUCACUUAGGAUGAAACAAUUCUUGGAUAUGGAAGAUUGCCACAUAGUGCUGCUAUAUAUUCAGGAUCAACAUGACUCCGUGGCCUUUUAUUUGCAGUAUUCAUACAAUGUACCAUGGAUCCACUUGAACAUAGCAUUUUUUGUUGAAUAGUUAGAGAAGAACUCAUGAUAUCAUCUUAUGAGUUAUGGCAUCAUACUGUGCUGCAUAUUGCUUUCACAUGAGUGUAACCAUAGCCCCUCACAGAGCGAUCGAACAUUUAGUUGUGCUUGUUUAUUUCAUUUUAUCCGGGAGAAGAUCAAAAUGGGCCACUAAACACACUAUUGUGCAUAUCUCUCCACUGUUGUGAAAUCGACCGCUUCAUGCUUUGGCAGACCCAUGUGUGCAUGCCUUUUUCUUGGGCUUGUCUGAUAAUCUGCAUUUAGUAUGUACACUUUCAUUCCAAUGCCCUGCAAGUCCUAAAAGAGCUGCUUCUCCAGUUUCACCGAAACUGCAAAAGAUUGAUUUCUUUGGAUUGGAUGUUGUCACCUGUAUCUGUAUACUGAAACUGCUGGGCUUAGACAUGCUCUUGUGAGACAGGUCGUUCAACAGGAUAUCCUUAUGGUCAACCUCAGUUCAAUGAUUUGAUGCUACUUCCUUCUGCACAGAAGAAUGACUGAGCAACUUUCCGGGAAGCAUGCUCUCAAUAACAGGGAAAUGAUGGUUGGAUCCUACACUGGUGGUUAUGUCUUUCCAAACAUAAGUUUCAAUUAUUGUAUGGCCAGUGUCACUAUCUGUAAUUCUUCUGUAAAGGAACUAGGUAUCAUAUAUAUAUUUAUUAAUCAUGGGUAGUACGGGUUUUAAUAUCGAAUCUUUUGGUUAGUUGGCAUGAUUUGAUGGAUGCAUCUCGUUUGGAAAAUGUCUUGCAGACUGAUUGUGUACACAAUCACUGGUGUCAUUGGUCAGAGUAAAAUUUUGGGCAGAAGACACUGUUCAUUGCUGGUCCCAAAUGAUGAUUGGUGAACCCCUGUCUUUUGAACCACACAAAGAUAUGGUGUGUUGCACGUUAUUUGUCUUCCCUACUUGUUCAGGCUAGUGCCAGUUGGUAUGAAUAGAAUGAUAGAAUUAUCUUUGGGUCCUUAGUUGAUCCUUGCAAGCUUCUCUAUGCUUUGAAAUACAGGAUGAAUGGUUGCCAGGUGGGUGAGAGAUUUGGUAGGGUUAGAGAGUGACAGGGGAGCUCAUCUUCAACACGCAUAUCAAACUGCAGCCUGCAGGUUUCGUGGGGAAGCCAGCAGCCUAGCAUGUCCUAUAUAUACAAAAGGUUUAAGUUGUGGGCUCUUGUAAGCAACACAAACAGAAGCAUUUCCUGUCAAAUAUGAGUUCUCUAAGAGGGUUUGGAAAUAUCGCCAGAAGAUGGAGAGAACUCAACGGUGCGAAUUACUGGAAGGGGCUACUUGAUCCUCUUGACGUCGACCUCCGGAAGAAUAUCAUCAACUACGGUGAGCUCUCACAGGCAGCAUACACUGGGCUCAACAGAGAGAGAAGGUCAAGGUAUGCUGGGUCUUGCCUCUUCAGACGCAAGGACUUCCUCAGCAGGGUAGAUGUAUCAAACCCUAAUCUGUAUGAGAUUACGAAGUUUAUAUAUGCAAUGUGUACGGUGAGCUUGCCGGAUGAUUUCAUGAUAAAGCCGCUGUCAAAGGCCGCAUGGAGCAAGCAAUCAAAUUGGAUGGGGUUUGUUGCUGUGGCCACCGACGAGGGUAAGGAAGUGCUCGGGAGGCGGGAUGUGGUGGUGGCAUGGCGUGGGACAAUACGGGUGCUAGAGUGGAUGGAUGACCUUGAUAUUUCCUUGGUGCCUGCUUCAGAAAUAGUACGACCAGGCAGUGCCAAUGACCCCCGUGUUCAUGGAGGAUGGUUGUCUGUCUACACGAGUACUGACCCAGGGUCUCGGUACAAUAAACAGAGUGCACGAUAUCAGGUGUUGGAUGAAGUUGAAAGGCUGCAAGAUCUGUACAAGCAAGAGGAGACCAGCAUCACCAUAACAGGUCACAGCCUUGGGGCCGCUCUUGCAACCAUUAGUGCUACCGACAUUGUCUCCAACGGCUACAACAAGACCUGCCCAGUCUCGGCCUUCGUGUUUGGUAGCCCCAGAGUGGGCAACUCCGACUUCCAGAAAGCAUUUGACAGUGCAGAAGAUCUGAGGUUGCUCCGUGUCCGGAACUCCCCUGACGUGGUCCCAAACUGGCCAAAGCUGGGAUACAGCGACGCCGGCACGGAGCUCAUGAUCGACACAGGGGAAUCACCCUACAUCAAGAGCCCUGGGAACCCCUUAACAUGGCAUGAUAUGGAGUGUUACAUGCAUGGGGUUGCCGGGACGCAGGGGAGCAACGGAGGGUUUGAGUUGGAGGUUGAUCGGGACAUAGCGUUGGUGAAUAAACACGAAGAUGCACUGAAGAAGGAGUAUUCGAUUCCACCGUCUUGGUGGGUGGUUCAGAACAAAGGUAUGGUGAAAGGCAAGGAUGGUCGGUGGCAUCUGGCCGACCAUGAGGAUGAUGAUGACUGAUCCUUUUACGUGAUGCAAUUCAGUGCGACAGCUGGGCAACAAGUUGCAACCAACGAGCUUUCCUUUAGAACAUGGGAAAUAUUCUGCAUGUCUUCUUUAAACUGUUUGAGAGUAAAGAAAUGCAUCCUGUUAUGUUCCAGCUCAUAUUUUUCAGUGAAGUGUUAUUUGCUUUCGAGACCAGUGAGUUUAGAGAACUCUGAUCGAUCUUGCCGUAAUAAAGUCUUAAAUUUGUUUAGCUGUGCCUGUAUGACAUUUCCCCGCAUGAACAAUGUUGAGGAACUUGUGUGCUUGUGCAUUAU
Triticum dicoccoides is the source of this 3004-nucleotide messenger RNA. Its product is annotated as phospholipase A1-II 1. The record is from RefSeq and is a predicted model, not a curated record. The transcript has 3 exons. Gene Ontology annotation, biological process: lipid metabolic process. Gene Ontology annotation, molecular function: glycerophospholipid phospholipase A1 activity. NCBI's taxonomy places the organism in Eukaryota, Viridiplantae, Streptophyta, Magnoliopsida, Poales, Poaceae. The coding region runs from base 1521 to 2705 and encodes 394 amino acids.